AUGUUGCGCGAAGUCAAAGCAAAGAACCCGCGCACUGCGCGCAUCCUCAAGGCACGGGAGCCCCAGCUCAUUGAACCCGCGAAGAAGACUCUACUCCUGCACGGCACAAAAUGCCCCCAGGCACUCGACACCGUUCUGAAGACAUUUCACUCGCUUACGAAGCCUCACUCCGUCCUGUUCCACAAGAAGAAUGAGUUUCACCCCUUUGAGAACACUGAGAGCAUGGAGUUCUUGGCGAACAAGAACGAGUGCGGCCUGGUCGUCUUUGGAAGCAGCAAUAAGAAGCGCCCCAACUGCGUUACUCUUGCACGGAUCUUCAACUCACAAACUCUCGACAUUUGCGAAAUGAUGCUUCUUCCCGCAUCCGACAGCGGCGCCAUCCCGCGUAUCAACGAGCUCGUCAUGCACGUGGGACUCGGCCUGCGACCCAUGAUGCUCUUCUCCGGUAGCCCAUGGGAGGACCCGAACUCUUCAGCACACGUUAUGCUCAAGAGCUUCUUCCUGGACAUGUUCAAGGGCGAGGAGACCCGCCAAAUCGACGUCGAAGGUCUGCAAUACGUUCUGAUGGUCGCCGCGGAGGAGCCCCGCGAGAACCUUUCCCCGGUUGUGCACCUGCGGUGGUACAAGGUUGUCACCAAGCGCAGCGGCCACAAGCUACCUCGUGUGGAGCUGGAGGAGGUUGGUCCCAAGUUCGACUUCAAGAUCGGCCGCAUGCGCCCCGCUACCCCCGAGGCCAUGAAGGAGGCCAUGAAGCAGGGUAAGCGCCCCAACGAGGAGAUGAGGACCAAGAAGAACAUCACCAUGGACACGAUGGGUGAUAAGAUCGGUCGCGUUCACCUGGGCAAGCAGGAUCUGGGCGGCCUCCAGACCCGCAAGAUGAAGGGUCUGAAGCGUCGGGCGGGGAUCGAGUCGGACGACGAGGAGGAGCUGGAGAUGAUGGAUGUGGACGAGAUUUUGGAGGACGAGAGCCACAAGCGCGCUCGCACGGACUAG
Penicillium canariense is the source of this 993-nucleotide messenger RNA. Its product is annotated as rRNA-binding ribosome biosynthesis protein RPF2. The record is from RefSeq and is a predicted model, not a curated record. Lineage: Eukaryota; Fungi; Ascomycota; Eurotiomycetes; Eurotiales; Aspergillaceae. Gene Ontology annotation, cellular component: nucleolus. The coding region runs from base 1 to 993 and encodes 330 amino acids. The transcript has 2 exons. Gene Ontology annotation, molecular function: rRNA binding. Gene Ontology annotation, biological process: maturation of LSU-rRNA from tricistronic rRNA transcript (SSU-rRNA, 5.8S rRNA, LSU-rRNA); ribosomal large subunit assembly.